CUACGCAGAUUGCAGCCGUACCAGCUCCAGCGAUAUACGUCUGUUCAACCCUUCCUCGUCAUCGCCAAUCGCCUCGCUGUCAUCGGCCAGUAGCGCGUAAUGGUCUCUCUCUGCCUGGUCAAUGCACUGCUCGACUACUGAAGGGGAGCCAGGCUCGACAUACCCCCCCAGAGAGAGGGUUGCAGGUCGCACAGCAAAGGCUAACGCCACGCCAGACACCACCUUGUCUGUCGUAUGACCAUCAUGCACCUUGACAGUGAGCGAGGCGAUGUGAGGGUAUCGGGUGCACUCGGGGACGGCUUGCGCCUCUGAGCUGCCCGAUGCCCAGGCCGAUGCCGUCACAUGCACGCUCUUCAGCUUGGCAGUGGGGGGCAGCUGCGAUAGGCAAAACGCUGCCACACCCAGGUUCGACAAACAGCCUAGGCUAAGUUUCGUGAGCCUAUCGAAUGUCCCCAGCAACGCACCCAGGCCAUCAAGCCCUGUCGCGUCAUCAGGCAGCCUCCGACGCCCCCGACCGUCGUCGCCCGUAUCGAGGUCGAGGGUGGUGAUGUUGGGCAGAUGGCGAUUGCCACCGGUGGUGUCGCUCUUGGCUGCCAUCCACUGCGGCACACUCGACAACGCCCGGGAUGACGACAGGUCCACCAUCAUGAGACAAGUGGCCUUGGUGAAGACCAGCAGGCCGGCCCACGACUGGUCCAGAGGCUUCCCGCCACACCACAGAAAGACCUGUUUGUAUCCAUCCGUGCAGCCAAACAGACAGUGAGCAGGAAUCGAUGUUUGUCCCUUUGCAGUCUUGUGUUGGUGCCCUGCUCACGUCGUGGGCCGUGCUGCACAUGAUUUUGAUCAUCUUGGCGAUGGGGCCAGUGGGUGCAGGAGGCGAAAUGACGAGGUCCCUGGAGCAGUCGAUGUCCAUCCGACUCGCCUUCCAGUCGAUCGUGCACUUGACCGACGCUGCAGACAGACACAACACGACAGAGAUGCGUAGCAUUGCAAUCCUCCCGUUUGUCCAUUUGUCAGAUCGUCCUACCAACUUACCAGCCCAGUCGAGAAAGGCAGGAAGGCUCAUGGCAUCAGGGUCUCUGGAAUGGAGCAGCUCAUGGGUGAAGGGGACGAAGAUCCUGCCACUGAACUCCAGGCCGAUCCUCUUCUCAACGUCUGCACAUAGGCACAGACAGUGCGGUCAGCCCGCUGUCGGUGGCUCCUCUGUCUGUUCUCGCUCGGUGGCUCACGCACCCUUUAGGCUAUCCUUGCUCCAGAUUGGGUCGAGAGCACGCUUCAGCUUGCCCAGCUUGAGGGCGAAUUCGUGGCUGCCGUCCAUCUCAAUUCGGUCCAUCUGAACCCACUUGAUGUCGAUCAGGUGCGGGCAUCCCUGAAUGAGGGAGGCGAAAUCAUCCAGCGAAAUCACACUCAGGUACCCGAUCGCUGGAAACAAGGAGGAGGGACAGGGGAGUCAUCUAUUGGUGCAGCAGCCGCAUGUGGGAGGCAUGACUGCUCACACAGGGACUUGAGCUUGGGAGCGUGAUCCAGGAUGUCCUUGACAUUACGCUCAAGCCAGUUGGGCAUCUUAAGGCGAAGAAGAGAUGGAAACUGCCACCCACGGAAGCUUAACACACACACACACACAGAGGGGAUGAUCAGUGCAUAGCGGUGUGACCAUGAAGAGCACUGAUACUUACCCACGGUGAUCUGGCCACGAUUUGACGUAAAGGUCCUCCAGCUGUGAGAAGGCCACAGUGGGCGGCGAUGUCGGCACGCUGUAGUGAUAGCUGAAGGUCUCGCAGAGCUUCAUGCUGGUGAUGGUGUCGCGGGAGGCCUCGAUGCACUUGAGAGGGAAGGAGAGGCCCUUCCAGUAAGUGCCGAUGUGCACCGUCCGCAGCCGACCCUGCAGCAUACAGGACAGACACACCAUAGAAUAAAGUCAGCAAUGGUCUCUACUUAAGAGUGGUGCGUGACCCACCAGUUUCUGCUUCAGAUUGUGGAGCGUCUCGUCCUCUCUCUGCCGCCUGAGGUCCGCCCCACCCGCCGCCCCCUCCCCGGCCGAGUCGUCCUCUCCCUCUUCCUCUUCAUCCUCCUCGUCAUCUCCAUCCUCCUCAUUGCUGUCGUCGUCAGAGACGCCGAGGUCCUCACCCCUCCGUCUGGCGUUCCUCCGAGUGUUCCGAUGCCACCACUGCCAGUCGUCCACACCGAUGACCAAAUGGCGGUACACGCCCCUCGUGUCGUCGGUGACGACCUGCUUCAUGGCCUGGUUGACGCGGGAGAGGGGGGCGGCGUCUUUGGUGGGCAGGAAGGCCAACACAAUGUGGGCCACGUCGGGCGGCAGACCGUCCAGACACGGACGACCGAGCUGACCACACACACAGGGGCCCACAUGUCGUGUGUGGAUGUUCGGGCUGAUUUGGUGUGGCUUGCCUGAGAUAUUUUGGCGUCUGGUGGGAGGGUUUUGUUGGCGAUGGGCCGAGGGAGUGGCGGCUUGGCGACGCCCACGCUGUCGAGUGUCUUGAUGAGACCCCGCAGCAUGUCGUGUCGCCACAUGACCGACUGAUCCAAAGUCUGAAGCUUAUUCGACAGGCCCGGCACCUGCCAACACACACAUCAGCACUCACAGACAGAAGGAAAAGUGUGUGUCUGUGUGUGUGUGUGUGUCUGUGUGUCUGUGUGUGUACCUUGUCGGCCAGGGUGGGCGUGACAUUUGGUCGCACCUUUAACAGCACGGCCGCCGUCUGCACCUCGAGCGAUUUGAUCUUCUUCAACAAGGGGACCAGCCGACAAACAUUCGCCUUGUCGGCCUGAUGGAAUGAACGAACACACGGGCACACACAGAGCCAUCAAGUGUGUCUGUCUGCGUGUGUCGUCCCUGCAGGUGGUUGUGCUGCUGACCCAGUCUAUGACGGGCCGCAUUUGUUGGUCCGACGGCUGGCCGCCAUCUACAGCUACACCAGUGCUACAUCCACCACCUGCAUGACGAGAGUGCACCACACAACAAAGGCAGCCGGCAACCAAUCAGUGAGUCGGUCUGUUCCCUUCACGGGUCCCUCUUCCCACCUCCAGCAGCAGCAGCAGCAGCUGGCGAUGAGUCAUAAGUGUCUACACGAGGCCGCUUGCCGGCAUUCUCGUCAGCUCCGCCAGGCAU
This is a messenger RNA of Vitrella brassicaformis, 3130 nucleotides long. NCBI's taxonomy places the organism in Eukaryota, Vitrellaceae. The record is from the annotation of a GenBank genome assembly.